This is a messenger RNA of Spea bombifrons (plains spadefoot toad), 1146 nucleotides long. RefSeq lists its product as uncharacterized. The transcript is spliced from 4 exons. Bases 71 to 1099 code for a protein of 342 amino acids. The record is from RefSeq and is a predicted model, not a curated record. Lineage: Eukaryota; Metazoa; Chordata; Amphibia; Anura; Pelobatidae.
GACGAAAAUGUUUAUUUUAUAAAAUCGUACACAUUUUUCAUCGGUUUCAUUGGAAAAAAACACAAAAGCCAUGGGGCGACUGGAUGAACAAGCGAAGAACAGGAUUGUAGUGUUGAGGAAAGCUGGCCUCAGCUUCCGUAAGAUCAAGAAAGUUCUUGAGUUGGACAACAUAAAAGUAACGCCGCAAGCUAUCUACCUCUUCCUGAAACGUAAGAACGUUGAGCCUGAAAAGUCACCGGUGGUGCCGCCGUCAUCGGUUCCCAAAGAGAAGCCGUGGGAGAGCGGACAUCCCUGGGCCUUGGUGCAGGAGAAUGGCGGCCAGGGUCAUGGUGUUAAAGAUAGAAGGACUUUGGGUAACAAACACAACGAAAUGGCAAACAGUGGGAGAUCGCAAGAAGCAGUCAGGGAGGAAGGCAUUAAGAUAGUGAGCGUGACCUCUUUGUCCAACAUGAAGCAAGAAUAUCAACCUCCGUCAACCACAACAGGCAUAUCGCAGAGGCAAACCCUACGGCAGACGAAUGACUGCGUCGUACGCCAGGCCCACCCACUUACAGCCACCAGUCUUCGCCAGCCGGCAGUCCUCCCGGCGACUUCCCAUCACUCGCAUGGCAGAGCGAGGACUCCGCUCCCUGGCCCAAGGAACCCAGCUUUACUGGUCACGAAAAAGAUUGUGGACAGAGCCAUCAACGUGCAGAAAAAGGUUAUUUUUCAGAACGGGACCCCAAUGCUGGCUCAUAGCGGACACUACCCUCCUUCCACCACUGUUACCCACCGGCCACCAACUUUGAGACCAGUAGCUGCAGCAUGUUCGCGGAUAAGAGAUGCCAGCACUCAGACCGCUCCUCCGCCGUCUGCGAACGCAGAGCAGUUUGAAACCAUCAGAGGAGAGCUUCAGAGAUUGACACAAGCCGUGCAGACGCUAAUGGACAGACAGAGCCGCUGGGAGCAGGAACAGAACAGGCAGCGUCAGUGCAACCACCAGGAGGUGCUAUUGCAAAUCCAACAGUUAGGGGCCACAUUAACAGCAAGGAGUUCUUAUGGACAGGAGCCGGACACCCCACUCCCUGAUAUCGGACAAUUCAAAAUGGAGCUUUUGUGAAGAUAUCAGGAAGAUAGAUACAGAAGAAGAAGGUUGAUGGACACCCU